AUGUUUCAUGAGUUUCUAUAAGAGUUGGGUACAUUGAAAAAUGCAGAACUUCCUUUUCCUUUCCGUAACUAAUUCAAAAUAAAAGAGAAUUUUAUUAAUCCAAAUAGUAAACAUUUCGAGUCUAUUGCUUAAAAGUUACUAAAAUCAUUUAUACUUAUAUAGAUUAUUAUCAGAAGAGAAGGCAGGUAUUAAACGUAAAUGGGAUAAAUAAUGUAAGAUGAUGUUUAUAUGGAUAUUGGGUAAAUUCUUUUAACUCAAAAACAAAAAGACAAUUAACCCAAAUUAAGAGGAAUGGAUUUAAUUGGCUUCAAUUCUUUAAAUUGAUGAAAUUACACUUAAAUAAAGAUGGAUCACAUUAAUCAAUCCUGUUUCUAAGAGUAUUAAUUGGGAUCCAGAAGAAGAUGAAAUUAUUAAAUCACUUAUGCAGUGAGUUUAUUAAUAUCUAUAUAGUGAACAAGAUGAAAAACAUAUAUGGACACAUAUUGCAUUAGAAUUGUAUAAUCAAAAUAAUGGAUAAUUUAUUAGAACACCUAAAUAAGUUAGAGAGAGAUGGAUGAAUUAUUUAAAUCCCAAACUUAAAAAGUAAUCUAAAUUAAUUUAUUAAAUAGAACUAAUUGGAGUCAGUAAGAAGAUCUUUAAUUAUUAAAUACAGUUGUUAAAAAUGGAAAGAGAUGGUCACUCAUAUCUACUUUAUUAGAUGGUAGAACUGAAAAUUAAGUUAAAAAUAGGUAUAACUCAACUCUUUAUUUAUUUAGAUUCAAAAGUUUAAUUUAAAAAAUAUAUAAAGAUGAAGAAGAUGAUGAUAUUGAAGAAUUAUAAGCUAUUAAAGAAUAUUUGAAUAAAUAAAACAUUGAAGAAGAAGAAUAAGAAUAAUAACCUUUAAAGCAAGAACCAUAAAUUAGAACUUAAUAUUCAAGAUAAGCUAAAUAAAAAUUUAAUCUUAGAGACAAAACCAAAGAUAAACCUUAAGAAACUCCUCCUCUUUAAAAUUAAGAAAUCUUAAUUAAAAAAAGAAAAAUUAGUUCACAAAUCAAAGAUUUUCUUAAUAUUGGUCCUGAUCCUGUCAUUUAAUAAUCAAAAAAGGUACAAUAAACUUAAAAACCUAAAUAAAAGGAAAUCUAAUAACAAUAAUAAUAAUAAUAAUAACAAUAAUAAUAAUAAUAAUAAUAAUAAUAAUAAUAUUAAUAACCAAUUAUCAGAUAAAAAUAGGAAUAAGUAAUCAAUAAAUACAAUGAAGAUUAAUUAUUGGAAUAAUCAUCCUUUUAACUUGAUCAAUAAUAAAAAAUUCUGUCUCAACAAUAUUAAAUAGCAUAACUAUAAUUAAAUGAAAAUAAUAAAAGAGAAUUAUCAACACCAAAUACAUUGUCUUAUUAUUUCUAACCAUAAUUAUAAUAAAUUGAAGAAUUGAAGAAUGAACAAAUUAGAUUGAAAUAAGUUUAAAUGUCUCCAAUUCAAUAAUAAUAGAAUCAAGUUCUUUAUUAAGGAUUUCGUCCAUAUCAAGAAGAAAUCUCUUAAUAAAUUUAAUAGACUCCUGUUCAAAUGUUGAUGGGAUAAUAUUUUAAGAAUUAUCCAUCUAAUUAUAACUUAAUAUCCCCUUUUCCUUAAAUGAAUUAAACACCUAUGGUUUAUACACCUGCAUAACCGAUGUAUAUGUACAAUAACAACAAUAAUAAUUAUAUGGGUAUGUCACCUUUACUCAUUCACAGUCCAUAUCAAGAAAUGUCUCCUAGUGUUUAGCCUUAGUAAGCACCACCAUAAUAGAAUAUGUGGUAAACUCCACUUUAAACAACUAUCGAUUAAAUUUAAAGUGAUUAAUUAAAGCAAUAAUAAUUUGUAAUUAUUUUUAUGCUAAAUAGAAUACAAAUUUAGAAUUUCUAAAAUCAAAUAACUUACUUAAUACCUGGAUUUAAAAAAGAACAAAUGAAAAAUAAAAUUAACCAUUCUAUGACUCAUUACAAUCACUUGAUUAAUGA
Paramecium sonneborni is the source of this 1973-nucleotide messenger RNA. Lineage: Eukaryota; Ciliophora; Oligohymenophorea; Peniculida; Parameciidae. The record is from the annotation of a GenBank genome assembly.